Leptidea sinapis is the source of this 1616-nucleotide messenger RNA. It is a transcript of the gene Rga, whose product is annotated as regulator of gene activity. The record is from RefSeq and is a predicted model, not a curated record. Gene Ontology annotation, biological process: regulation of stem cell population maintenance; nuclear-transcribed mRNA poly(A) tail shortening; regulation of DNA-templated transcription. Gene Ontology annotation, cellular component: CCR4-NOT core complex; P-body. The coding region runs from base 316 to 1557 and encodes 413 amino acids. The transcript has 8 exons. Lineage: Eukaryota; Metazoa; Arthropoda; Insecta; Lepidoptera; Pieridae.
ACUAAAUUGAAUAUGGCCGCCAGUUGUUUAGGGUAAUGUGGCGUUUGACAAAUCUGAGUGAAAUUAUUAAAAAAGUAAAUAGUGACAUAAAAAUGUUUAAAGUUUUAGGUGUUUUAUAGCAGUUAAUGAAAAGAUAACAUUGUUUACGUUUUUUUGUUAGUGUAUUAAAUUUUAAAUGCUGAAAAAUUAAACAGUCAACAAACUUUUUGUUUAUUUCAUCGAAGUGGUAUAAUAAACUGUUGGAAAUAGAUGAUUAUGUACUAUACAUAUGGUAUCUGAAUUAAGGAAUACGGAUUUUCAUUAUUAAAGUAGGGUAUGGCAAACUUGAAUUUUCAACAAGCACCUAGAACCCUUGUAACGGGUGGUGUAGGAGGCCGUGUUGGUUCAGGUUUAGUGGGUGGAGUGUCGGGUCAUGUGACACCCACAUUUGGUGGCCCACUGUCGCCAGGGCGCAGUGGGUCCACCGCUAUGCCAGGGGGUGCACCUCCCUCUAUGGCAUCAAGAUCAACCUUAUUUGGACAGAGGGCAUUUGCAGACCGAAGAGUACCCAUACCAACACCACUGUCACAAGCAAACACAAACUCUAUGUCCAGUAUCACGAAUUUGACACGUUUCAACAGUAAUAAUUACCAUUCUGUGUUCGGCGAAGGCGGCGAUACGUCGACUCCUCCGUUGUUAGACUUAAGUGAGUUUCCGUCGCUGACGACGCGAGGGGCUGGUGACCAAGCGCCUACGGCCGCCCCUCCACCUCCAGGAACUAAACCUUAUGUGGGUAUGUUGAAGCAGCCAAUGACUGAGCAGUCAGAAUUCAUGAUGUCUUCUGAAGAUUUUCCUGCAUUGCCCGGCACAUCAAGUGCAGGUACUUCAGUAGUGGGUACCUUACAACAGUCUAGUGUACCUCACCAAGUCCUGCACGACUUCAACCAUACACCUGAGCCUAAGCCCCAGCGGAAGGGCAUACAGACUUCUCCUGAAGGAAAAGUAACGAAUAUACCUGACACUAUGAUACCAAACCAAUUUGGUAUUGUUGGACUGUUAACUUUCAUCAGGGCGGCGGAAUCAGAUCCUAGCUUAGUGUCCCUCGCAUUGGGUCAGGACCUCACAGCACUUGGACUUAAUCUCAACUCACCGGACAACAUAUACUUAUCAUUUGCUGGACCUUGGGCGGAUAGUGCCUGCAGGCCUCAGGACAUGGACCACAACGUUCCACCUGAGUAUUUGAUAAACGGUUCAAUCAGAGAAAAGCUUGCGCCAGUAAGAUUGAAUCGAUACAAAGAAGAUUUACUUUUUUAUCUAUUUUAUUCCUAUGUUGGAGAUGUACUACAAAUCGCCGCAGCAGCUGAACUAUAUAGCCGCGAAUGGCGAUAUCACAUGGAGGAGAAGGUGUGGAUCUCUCAGGCGCCCGGCAUGCCAAUGGUCGAGAAGACAUCGACGUACGAGCGAGGCACAUAUUACUUCUUUGACGCGCAUAAUUGGCGCAAGGUGGCGAAAGAAUUUCAUCUAGAUUAUAGCAAGCUGGAGGGACGGCCGCAACUGCCAGCCCACGUCCUCACCUAGCCCUCUCUCUCUCACACUAUUUACGUAGUUUUGUUAUAUAAAAGUACAAGUUAAAUAAA